Molecule: messenger RNA, 809 nt
Organism: Ipomoea triloba (trilobed morning glory)
Lineage: Eukaryota; Viridiplantae; Streptophyta; Magnoliopsida; Solanales; Convolvulaceae
Product: SKP1-like protein 1A
Exons: 1
Coding region: 52-597 (181 amino acids)
Biological process (GO): SCF-dependent proteasomal ubiquitin-dependent protein catabolic process
Cellular component (GO): nucleus; cytoplasm
Molecular function (GO): cullin family protein binding
Source: RefSeq, a predicted model, not a curated record
UAUUAAGUAUUAACCGUUCUUUCGCAUUUAGCAGGGCAGAAGGAAUUGAUAAUGUCUUCUUCAAGGAUGAUUGUGUUGAAGAGUUCAGACGGGGAGAUGUUUGAGGUGGAAGAGAAGGUCGCACUUGAAAUGCACACGAUCAAGUGCAUGAUUGAUGAUGAUUGCGUCGAAACUACUAUUCCCAUCACCAACAUUUCUGGCAAGAUUUUGGCUAUGGUUAUAGAGUAUUGCAAACGCCAUGAACCCGCAGUAAAGACCAAGACCAGCCCCGAAGCCGCAACCAGCAAGGAGAUCAGCCCCGAAGCCGCAACCAUCAAGGAGACCGAGGAGAUCAGCCCCGAAGCCGCAACCAUCAAGGAGACCAAGGACUUCGACGCUAAUUUCGUUAAAGUUGACCAGAAAACACUGUUUGAUCUCAUCAUGGCUGCUAAUUUCCUCGACAUUAAGAGCUUGCUUGAUCUUACUUGUCAAGCUGUUGCAAAUAUGAUCGAGAAUCUGUCACCGGAGGAGGUCCGCGCAACUUUCAACAUUCAGAAUGACUUUACACCUGAGGAAGAAGAAGCAAUUCGUAAGGAGAAUGCUUGGGCUUUUGAGUAAAAUUUUGAAAUUGUUAAAUUCAUAUAUAUUUUGUCCGGUUCUAGGUUUAACUUAAUACUCUAUCUAUAGUGCUGUUGCAUAGUUUCUUAAAGAAGUAUGUCAUUGUCUGACAUCCUAAGUCCAGCAAAUGAGGAGAUUAAUAAAUUGAUUGAUUAGGAUUCUUCUACUUAAUGUUUCUUAUUACUCCAUCCUAAAACUACAACUUCUCUUUA